GGUAUAAAGCGGCGGGACGGCGGGCGGGGACGGCCGUCCCUUCUCCUCCCGGCCAUGUUGCGGCUCCUCCUUCUCCUUCUGCUCGGCGCGGCCGGUGCCCUGCCCGCCCCCCGCCGCCGUCGGGCCGCCGCGCCGCCACCCGCCCCCUACCUCACGCGCUACCUCAGGCAGCAGAUUGAUCACUUUGGAUUUGAUGAAAAUCUUACGUUCCAGCAGCGGUAUCUAGUAGCAGAUCAGUACUGGAAGAAAGAUAAUGGACCGAUACUGUUUUAUACAGGCAAUGAAGGAGACAUCACAUGGUUCUGUAACAAUACGGGUUUUAUGUGGGAUGUGGCUGAAGAACUUAAUGCCAUGUUAGUAUUUGCUGAACAUAGAUAUUACGGAGAAUCUUUGCCCUUUGGGAAUGAAUCUUUCAGUGAUUCCAAGCACCUGAAUUACCUGACAUCAGAACAAGCUCUGGCUGACUUCGCAGUACUGAUUGAGUACUUAAAGACAACCAUUCCAGGAGCUCGUUACAGUCCUGUCAUAGCUAUUGGAGGAUCUUAUGGAGGAAUGCUUGCAGCCUGGUUUAGGAUGAAGUACCCCCAUGUGGUAGUUGGAGCUCUGGCAGCCUCUGCCCCAAUCUGGCAGUUUGGUGAUUUGGUUCCAUGUGGCACUUAUUUCAGCAUAGUGACUAAUGAUUUCAAAAAAAGUGGGACAGGCUGCUCAGAAAGUAUCCGGAAUUCUUGGAAUGCCAUUAACCACCUUUCCUCAACAGAUGCAGGUUUACAGUGGCUUUCCAGCACGUUUCAUUUGUGCAGCCCAUUGAAAAAUCAUCAGGAUGCUGCUAUACUGAAAAACUGGCUGAGUGAAACAUGGAUAAACUUGGCUAUGGUGAACUAUCCCUAUAAAGCUGACUUCCUGCAGCCUCUGCCAGCUUGGCCUAUAAAGGAAGUCUGCAAGUUCUUGAAGGAUCCCGGUCUCUCUGACAAACAGCUGCUGCAGAAUGUUUUCCAGGCAGUAAAUUUAUACUACAAUUAUUCAGGAGAAGCCUCAUGCUUAGACAUGUCUGAGACUGCAACCAAAAAUCUAGGCCAGUUGGGUUGGUACUAUCAGGCUUGCACUGAGAUGGUGAUGCCCAUGUGCACAGAUGGUGUCAAUGACAUGUUUGAGCCUCAGAAGUGGGAUUUUGAUGCACUUUCAGAAGAGUGUUACAGGCUGUGGGGAGUGAGGCCUCGCCCCUCCUGGAUCCUUUCUGUGUACGGAGGGAAAAACAUCAGUUCACACAGCAACAUCGUCUUCAGCAAUGGUGGCCUGGACCCGUGGUCUGCCGGUGGGGUGACCAAGAACAUCAGCGAUUCCCUGGUGGCAAUCGUGAUCCCAGAUGGAGCCCAUCACCUGGACCUGCGCAGCCGCAACCCCGCCGACCCCCAAUCCGUGCAGCAAGCUCGAGCCUUGGAGAUCUGCUACAUGAAGCAGUGGAUCGAGAAGGCCAGGCGCAGCCACUGAAGGUGGCACUGCAACAGUUGUACCUCCGUUGGCUUUGCUGGGAGCAGGGCCAGGCCUCGUCGCGCGGUCGUCUGAGCAUUUCACUCCCGCUUCCUCCCCUGUGUCGCAGAGCUAACCAUUGCUUGUGCCCGUGAGAGUAGCAGGUGGCAGAUGGGUGGAGAGCAUUUCUCAGAUGAUGAGCUGUAGUCAAAGUGCCUAGAUUGAGCUGCCUGCUCUGGCUUGCUUUCCUCUUCUGCUCUUAAACGCUGCAUUUUACCAUAGAGUUCCUGUCCUAGGCUUGAUGCCUUCCCCGCUGUGCUGGGUGGUUUUCCUGACUGCUGGUACAGACAGUGCUUUAAAUGGCAGUGCUGUUGAUGGUGAAGAAUCCUGCUGCCUUCAGUGGGAGUGAAUUUCAGACAAUCUCAGCUGGUAUAAGCUGUCACGGCAGGGGCAUGGAGAUGGUGGCGAAAGAAAUCACAUCAUACUGUGAUAUUUGGUGGAGAGGUAGGGAAGGCAUGGGGAAACCAGCUGUGCUGUUUGUAAAGAAACUAAACAGCCCUUAUUGAUGCUGGAAAAGAAAUAAAUAUAUUUUUUUUUCCCCUUUUUAUUUUACUGGCAGCUUAUUAAUCAAAGCUGACUUGGGUGGCUUUUCCAUUCUGCGCUGUACUGAAUGGUCAGGGCUGGGCCCGGACUCACUCUGCUGAUAACUGGCUGAGCGUGCACAAUCUGCAGCAGGGUUUUAUUUCUUCCUCCCCUGUUUGUCCUAAUCCCCAAAUACCUGCCACUGUGAUGAUGGUUGCCAAAGAAAACUCUGCGUGUAUUUCAUAUGUGUGUAUAUCCCCCCCCCCCAAACACUUUGCUUUUUCAAAUCAGGAAGCUUUCGAAGCUAUUCUCUUGAAGAGCGAAUGUGACACUUGUGCUGGCCAGAUCUUAUGAAGUGACAAAUAAUUGGGGCUGUGCCUUGUGUGGAUUCUCCCCUCCCCCCCCAUUCUGUGUAUUGUUCAAAUUCUGCAUGAUCUGUUUGCUGAUGGGUCUUCAAUAAAAGCCUUUUUUUAAAAAAAAAAAAAAAAAAAAAAAAAAUUGUUUGCAGGACAAACUAUUGAAAACACAGAAUGCAGCUAUCCUCUUGGAUCAGCCUAAAGCCUGAUGCUGAGCUCAACAAGCCAGGUGCACCGGGCUUUCUGUAAGGCUUCCAAACCAGACAAACUGCCCUGAUUCAUGAGACAGCAUAUUUGACGUUAAUAAAUGGCUGGGGCAGUCCCCUCGUCUUCCAGCUUUGGCUUCAUUCACACUGGAGCCCUUCUUCAGAAAGGAUUCUUUGCAGUUUAAAGGACAACCCCAUUUCAGAAAGACUCGGGGAAGGCUUCUUGUCCCCAGACUCUUAAAAUUCCAAUUCUGUUGUAAAAGUUUUCUCAGCUUUGAUGAUAUGUCUGAUAGUGGUGUAUUUUCCUAAGACACCAGGUGGCCUGUUCUGUUCCCAGUCUCCUCCCAUCCUCUGGGAACAAAGCGGAGCCAACACUGAAAUUUUAUCUCUUAAUACACCCCUGUGCAUCUUCUUCCAAUAGAGUUCCUGGCAUUCCCUUGUCUUGUGUUAAAAGUGGCAUUUAUAUUCAGACUCUGCAAAUCUGAACCUCUUAUGCUCUUGAGCCAGGUAAUUUCUGAAGAGAGAAUUCUGUAGAGAAUAAGGCCAGAGAAGAGCCUGGAGAGAGCCCUUCUCCUGGGGAGAAGGAAAAGCUCUGUAGAACCUGCCUGAAACCUGCCUGAAACCUCUUGACUGCCUGAAAGCUGUUGGCAAUCCCUUUUCCAAUAAUUCCAGAUUUUGGUACUCUGCUGUAAAUGCACUGCAGUCCCUUGCUCACGUACUUUAUAAUGACAUGGUGGCCUCAAAUUUGUGGAAACAAAAAUGUUUUUUAAUCAAGUGAAUGACAGUCAAGUUUUUAGAAAUACCUUUGUAUCUUCUUAUGUGUUAAUGGAUGUAUGGUGAUGUCCUGGUUUACUGCAAGGAAUGGCAUCUACAAGAGUAAAUAUAAAUUUGAGAAUCAGAAAUGGUUUAACUGAGCAAGCAAGAGCCUGGUCCAGCUGCUCCCCUUGGUUGCUCAGGGUGCUGCUCCAAGUGCAAAUCCUGGGAUAAACAUUUCCAUGUUGCAUGGAGGAGGACGUGGGGAUAUCCACGCACUGGGCUGUUAACAGCCCCUGGAUAUUGUAAUCAGCUUGAGCCUGCUCUCUCUCCCCUGCUGGCUGCCUCACUGUCUCAGGAAAUAGCUUCUUUGUUAUUUGGAAAGUGCUUUUUGGUUUCAAUCUGCAUAAGUAAUUUAAAAUUUCAUUCUUCUUUUCUUGCUUUUUUCGCUCCUUUCAUAAGCAGAAAAAAAAAAAAGAGCCAUUUUAGUAAAAAAACUUGCAUUUUUGAAUUUUGAGAAAUUGCGUUUAAAACCAAAAGUUGUUCAGUGUGGUUUUGUUUGUGUUUCUUUUUUUGUGUGGAUUGUUGUUCUUUUUUAUUAUUAUUGUUUUUUUAGUUAAUGCUACUAUUCCAUUCAGUGAGACUCUGAUUCAAGUGCACUUUGGAUCAGGUUCUUACUGCUUGGACCAGCUUCUGAAUUAGGUGACUGACUUGCUGUUAUUCUUAAUUGUUCUUCCUUUCUGCUUUUUUUUUUAUCCUUUAAGUUGAGUAGUUGAAACUUUAGGUCUUAUUUACCUUAAGCAUUCAGACUUCAUCUUAAAAUCUAUGUAUGUAGACACCUUUGUACGCUACCGAGGUGCUGUCUGUGGUGUUUGGCUACCUCAUCUAAACGUUGGCUUCUCUGCUUGUUUUGUGGUGAGAAGAAAAUGUCCACGGGAAAGGGCUGAUUCCUCUUUCCAGGAGUAUGAUGACGGGCCGUACUUCAUCUCGGGCUUACGUGUGUCCUUGGCACGGGUCAUGAAGGACUGCAAUUUAAAAAUGUAUGUUUCCUACUCAGUGGGGAAAAUCCAGAAGGAAAGAAAAUGAAUGAUUUGCCCAAGGUGUGAAUCUUCCUGGUGAAACUGCAGUUUGUUUCAAUAAAAAUGCAAUAAAAUAAUAAAAUGUGA
Molecule: messenger RNA, 4530 nt
Organism: Calidris pugnax (ruff)
Lineage: Eukaryota; Metazoa; Chordata; Aves; Charadriiformes; Scolopacidae
Gene: PRCP
Product: prolylcarboxypeptidase
Exons: 9
Coding region: 55-1488 (477 amino acids)
Biological process (GO): regulation of blood vessel endothelial cell migration; angiogenesis involved in wound healing; proteolysis
Molecular function (GO): oxidoreductase activity; iron ion binding; dipeptidyl-peptidase activity
Source: RefSeq, a predicted model, not a curated record